Molecule: messenger RNA, 1098 nt
Organism: Aspergillus sclerotioniger CBS 115572
Lineage: Eukaryota; Fungi; Ascomycota; Eurotiomycetes; Eurotiales; Aspergillaceae
Exons: 3
Coding region: 1-1098 (365 amino acids)
Source: RefSeq, a predicted model, not a curated record
AUGCCGGCCACGCCGCAGCUCGUUAUUUUCGCUGCUUCGCGGCUCGACAGGUCCAAUUCCAAAGUGGGUCCUGCCGUGUGGGUCCGUUUCGAAUACGAUCUAGUCCUGAUCGGGAAUGUGUUUCGUACCGGCAACUACCUUGUCGCAUUUGUGCAGAACAACAUCGCAGUGAUGGAUUGGGCAGAAGGUAACCAGCACCACCGGCCCCCCGGCCCGGACGACCUCCUCUUCCAAAACCUCCUCAGCGCCGAAUGGAUCAUCUACUCCUUCUACCAACAAGCCGUGAACCUCUACACUCCAUCCUCCUUCACCUCCCUCGGCUACCCCAACAACACCUACGACCGCAUCGCCCAAAUCCGCAACAACGAAGCCGGCCACAUCCGCAUCUUCCAAAACCAAAUCUCCAAUACCUCCGUGACUCCAGGCCCGUGUCAAUACAACUACAACCUCACCGCCGAGGACCCUGCAACCUUCCUCGCCUUACAGGUCUAUAUCGAAGUAAACAGCAUGGCAUUCCUAACGGGUUUAGUUCGUCAAGCAGAAACCCUAGAUACGAGAUCUGCACUGGUGGCCAUCGCCUCCGUCGAAACAAGACAUAAUACCUGGUCUUUGAUUGAUAUCUGGGAUGUACUUCCCUUCUCUGGACCCUCGGAUACGAUAUAUCCCUAUCCGAAUCAGAUCUUAUCACUUACCAACGAGUUCGUUAUUCCGGGUUCUUGUCCUACGGAGAAUCCGGAGUAUCCGUUUCCGAACCAGCAUUUACCGUCUAUUUCUCUCAAUACUACACAUACUUCGACUUCGACUUCGACAAUGACCGGCCAACCUGGCUCUACUAUCCAGCUUAUAUUUAAUGGGGAGGUGAAGAUUGAAGAAGGGAGGGAAUACUACGCUGUGUUUUUUCAUGGUGUGCAGGUUGUUAGUGUGUUGUUUGAGUUUGGGACGAAUGAGACGGUGGUUCCGGGGUGCUUUGAUAGGGAGGCGGGUAUUGUGGCGUUGGUUAUUGCGGAUGAGGUGGGCGCUCCCACGGAGGAGAGUGUGGUGGCGGGUCCGUUGUUGCUUUUGGAGCAGCCGGGGGUGUUGACGACGGUUAUUAGUUAA